AUGAAUCUUGUGUUACCGCUACUACCAACAGAACGGCAGCUUUUAUGUGUGGCUUUCGCCAUCUUCAAGUUGUUCGGUUUCAUACCGUUCCCGUUCGAUUGCUACACGUUUGAGCUGAAACCUUGCAGCACUAGAACAACACUGUUGCAUCUUCCACUAGGACAGCUUCUCUUCUACGUCAUCCUGCACUGUACUGUCAGGCUGUACAGAGCUGACAUAUUUUACACUGAGGUACAGAUCUUGAACAUCAACGACAUCUUAUACAGUGGAUCCAUGAUGUCGGCUGUUUUUGUGAUUUUUAUAUGCACCAUAGUACAACGCAACACUCUUCGAAAGGUUUGGGACAUGCUGCGAUUGAUGGGUAGAACUGCGCGCAAGAAGUACGUGCAACGCUUUACACGGCAAUACCUGUGGAAAUUCUAUGGCUAUCUGUUAUUUAGUACGGUCAUCGAAUCAUACAUAGUGUACAGUGCUCGUAAUUUACCAUUGAUUUUAGCGUUCUGGUUAGUGGCAUUGCAUUUGAACGCUUUUCUUCGACUGUAUCAUCUUUUCCACAUGUUCUACAUCGAAAUGCUAAAGGUACAACUGAAGCAGUUACAUUAUUGGUUAAUGGAGGUUGGUUGCUAUAUGGACGAUCUACAUGUACAUCCGAAAGAAUCGCAGUUGUAUCGAGAGUUGUACAAUCGUUGCGUGGAUCGCUUGCUUGAGUUGAAAAAUGUGUACGGACAGCUGUGGGAGUUGAGUGACAGCAUCAACUGUGCCUUCGGAUGUUCACAGAUUUGUAAUUUUGCAUGCAAUUUUGUAGAACUUUCCUGCAAUUUAUACUGGUGUUAUGUAUCUGCAAAAGGAUAUGAUGAUGCUGCCUAUCAAGACACGUUCCUUAUGCUGUUGCCAACAUCUUGUCUUAUUGCAAUGUUGCUGAAUUCUACCGAAGCGUGCCUUCGUGUGGUGUCAUCUUUGCAGUCAGCACUGCUGGAAAUUCCCCACCAGAAUGAUCCUGUCAUUGGAAAGAUCAUCUAUCGCUUCGGUUUGCAGAUCGAACAGCAAAAGAUACGCCUGACAGCUUACGGAUUGUUCGAAAUUAAUUACUCACUCUUGAGAAUGUUCGCUACGGGAAUUACAACGUACAUGAUAAUUUUUAUCACCUUUUCUAAAGAGCUCACUCCUGAAGAAGUCUCUGAUGGCUAA
This is a messenger RNA of Anopheles moucheti, 1188 nucleotides long. Its product is annotated as putative gustatory receptor 2a. The coding region runs from base 1 to 1188 and encodes 395 amino acids. The transcript has 4 exons. Gene Ontology annotation, biological process: sensory perception of taste. The record is from RefSeq and is a predicted model, not a curated record. NCBI's taxonomy places the organism in Eukaryota, Metazoa, Arthropoda, Insecta, Diptera, Culicidae. Gene Ontology annotation, cellular component: neuronal cell body; axon; dendrite.